AUGAAUUCUCUCGAGCGGGUCGACGAGCACCCGUCCCCGGUCGAGUUCAAUCAAAACAUCUUCAGCCAGUCUACUCACGAGACCCUUUCUCCUCUCAAGAUGCACGCCGUCCACAUCGAGGACCGCCCAAUCCCUGAGAGCGGCGACAUUUCUCUGACUCCAUCGCCGUCACCGACGCCAAACGCUACGCCGUUCUCUGAGACAAGCCAGAAUGAGCUCGCGCCCCUUCGGAAAACUUCCGCUAUGGGUGCCUUGGACCAACAGACUCAAGAAGACCAAAUGCAGAAGAUACCUCCUGCCAUUCCUCCCAAAAGCCCUCUCCGUGGCGCCAAGAAGAAGAAAUGGCUGUCCAGGUUGCUAAGCAAGACAGUCGGAAGACUGAGCUGCUUCCGUGGAGAUAGUCGCAAGAAGGCUAAGUCUCAGAAGGCCCCCGAACAGUGCAAGCAGCCUGAGCCCAGGCCCAAAACUAGUAGUGUUGGAGGCGGGUAUGCGAACCCCACANUCAUCACAAUCCCAUUUGUUGGGGGAGUCGGAGAAUAUGGUGGUUAUUCGGGAGACUGCGGUGGUAAUACAGGGGACUGCGGUGGUGUCUCAACAGACUGUGGUGGCGAUUCAGGAGACUGCGGUGGCGGUGGUGACUCGGGAGAUUGUGGUGGUGGUGGUGAUUGUUAG
Aureobasidium musti is the source of this 672-nucleotide messenger RNA. The record is from the annotation of a GenBank genome assembly. Lineage: Eukaryota; Fungi; Ascomycota; Dothideomycetes; Dothideales; Saccotheciaceae.